This is a messenger RNA of Didymodactylos carnosus, 411 nucleotides long. Lineage: Eukaryota; Metazoa; Rotifera; Eurotatoria; Philodinida; Philodinidae. The record is from the annotation of a GenBank genome assembly.
AUGGCGUCAUCAUUAUCAACAAUAACAACGGCUGGAAACAGUAAUAUUGACAAAGAUUAUGUUAUAUCAAGUAUUGAUGAAAUUCCUGAUGAUGUAAUUAAAUAUGCGAAUGAUAGAUUCUAUAAUUUCGUUGAAGAAGUUUCGGGUGAAAAUAUAAAAAUUAUAUUUAAAGUUCAAGAAAUUCGUGCUGUUUCAACAUUAUUAACAACAACAACAGAAGAUAUAAUAAAAGAUUUGUUAAAAUAUGAAGAUGACGAAAUUGAAUUUGUUAAGCAAAACUGUUUUUACAAAGAUAAUGAUCAAUAUAAAUUGAAAGUUGGAAUUGAACGAGAAAUAAGUAAAUUAUUAAGUUUAUUGAAGACAAGGCAGCAUCACAUGAAGAAGAAAAGAACAAAAAGAAAAAACAACUAG